AUGGCUGACGGUCAGAGCAACCAUGGAGUGCAAGAGGGCAACACCGCGCUGCUACAAAAACUCGCGUCUGCGGUUAACGGGCAUGCUGCCACUGCUACUUUUGCUUGCGGCGGAUCCGUACCUAUCUCAGACCUAAGUACGGGCAACCUUGGGACUGGCGCGCAGAACUUGUUUCCAUCUGUCACCAUACGAUGGGACUCGGAGGAUCACUAUAUCAAGCAAUCAAAGAUUUCCUUUCCUCUUCCACAUCAACACGAUGGCUCAUCCCGAAUGCUCAACGGCCUCCUUUCUAGUUGCAAGCGUGCGACAUUCGGCGUUGGUGGCCACGAUGUCCUGGACGAGAAAUACCGAAAGGCUGUGAAGCUAGACACAUCGCAAUUCUCCACUGAUUUCCACCCGCACGAUUGCGGUAUCUUGGACUCCAUCCAGCAGAUACUUCUUCCGAGCACCAUCAGAGGCGGACAAGCUGUCGGCAUUGGUCCGCAAGGCGUUCGGGGGGAGCUCUAUAAACUCAAUAUCUAUUCUGCACCCUCUGGUAAAUUCCUGUCCCAUGUGGAUACCCCACGCGGAGUCAUGCAAUUUGGCUCACUCGUUGUAUGCUUGCCUUGCCAACACGAAGGCGGCAUCCUAGGAUUCUUCUGCCACCAUCAAUACGCACACUCUCAGAGAAGCGGUCGCAAAUCGAUCCCCGGUGCUUUCAAAGGCGUCGACCUCGCCAUAUUCUCCGUAUUCCACGCUCUGGGUCUCAAGGUCGGCGUUCAUCCCAUCAUUGAGAACAGAUCAGAGAACAUGGGAGGCCUGUCUGCCAGGGAGCUAAUGCGGGGCCGAACCGUCCCCAGGGAAGGGGAUUUUGUCGAGAAUUGCCUCACGAACCUCUCCGGGAAGCCAACACACCUUCGUGGCGAGGGAUUCGAUGAGGAUGUUGAAAUCUCGUAUGAUGCAAUGGAUGGCAGUGACAGUGAAGAAGAAAAAGAGGGUUUGUACUACUAUAACAAUCUUGAAGACAAAUUCUCUAAAUGCGGCCAAGCAGAAUACACCACCAUCGUUGGGACGAAGCUCCACGGGCCCACAUUCGAUAAAUCCUACGAAGAGGAGUCCAAAGAGCCCGUCACCGCCGCAUGGCCGCACCAGAAAGUACCUCAGAUCGUAUGGCUAAACGAACCCAUGCACAAAGAAUUCGCGCAUGCCGGACUGGCGUACGGCAACGAAGCGACCCUGAACUACCGCUUCUCCGCCGCCGCGAUCCUCGUCGUCGUCCCGCCGAGCGAGACGCGAAUCCACACAGCUGCACCACGGGCAGAACGAGUCGUCGCGUCGAGCUCGUCGCCUAGCACCGUCGUCGGCACACCAGAUUCCAGCGGGAGCGUAGAUCCGGGAUGCACUUACGCGUCCGGCGCGAUGGGGGCGCGUUGGGAUGGGGAGGGGGAUGGAUCCGGGGGGGGUGAUUGGUUGCGGGGAAAUGGUUUCUAG
Molecule: messenger RNA, 1470 nt
Organism: Letharia columbiana
Lineage: Eukaryota; Fungi; Ascomycota; Lecanoromycetes; Lecanorales; Parmeliaceae
Exons: 5
Coding region: 1-1470 (489 amino acids)
Source: RefSeq, a predicted model, not a curated record